Molecule: messenger RNA, 548 nt
Organism: Carassius auratus (goldfish)
Lineage: Eukaryota; Metazoa; Chordata; Actinopteri; Cypriniformes; Cyprinidae
Product: WAP four-disulfide core domain protein 18-like
Exons: 3
Coding region: 85-516 (143 amino acids)
Biological process (GO): innate immune response; antibacterial humoral response
Cellular component (GO): extracellular region
Molecular function (GO): serine-type endopeptidase inhibitor activity
Source: RefSeq, a predicted model, not a curated record
AUUUUAGUUUUGUUCGCGUUACCGUCUGCUUCUCCUGACGCACCAAUUCAGUGCAUUUUCCAGCAGAGAUCACAGGCUGGGAGGAUGACAGCUCGAGUGUAUUUCUUGUUGACUGCGUGUUUGUUCGGACACUUGAGCAUAACUUAUGCUAUUCAAAAACAAAACACAGUGGAUGGUUUCUGUCCGGUGAGGCUGACGGUUGUGCCAUCCCAUCAAGGAUGUUCCUCUGAUGAAGACUGUCCUGGAGGGCAAAAAUGCUGUCAAUUUGACUGUGGGCCUGUUUGCGUGCUGCCUGUUUUCAAGAAGCCGGGUCAGUGUCCCAUACCGGAGAUGAUUCCACUGUGUGCUAAAAGCUGUUUCAACGAUGGCCAGUGUCCUGCCACACAGAAAUGUUGCCCAACCACCAGUGGCUUAGCAUGCCGUGAACCACGUGGUCAGGGAAGAGGUCAGACAAGUUGCCAGGGAAGCGGCUACGGCGCGGGCCAGGGUAGCGGCUACGGCGCGGGCCCAGGGUAGCGGCUACGGCGCGGGCCAGGGUAGCGGCUACG